This is a messenger RNA of Labeo rohita (rohu), 6659 nucleotides long. RefSeq names its product fibronectin leucine rich transmembrane protein 1b (gene flrt1b). The record is from RefSeq and is a predicted model, not a curated record. Gene Ontology annotation, molecular function: protein binding. NCBI's taxonomy places the organism in Eukaryota, Metazoa, Chordata, Actinopteri, Cypriniformes, Cyprinidae. Bases 747 to 2894 code for a protein of 715 amino acids. The transcript has 4 exons.
CUGAGCGCGCGCGACGGUCACAGCGAGCCUGACUGACUGAAGAUUGAGACGGUUAAAAACACAGAGAACGGGACAAGUCAAACCCACUGAAAAAAUACGAUCUAGAAAAGAAGAAAAUAAACAUUUCUCAGAAUUUAAACGAAGGAAAGAUGCCGUUUACCCAGACUGAGAGACAUCAGAGCCAGUGACAAAUGUCAAAAGGACCAGCCGAGGUAACACGGUCUCAAAGAUGAGGGGUUACAACAUCCCGGUGUUCCGUCAAUCCUCAUUCGAGACAACGCAAUCAACAUGAUGUCAACUUUGAAGGACACACUGCAACUCGAAUACACUUCAUCGCCUCGGAUAUACUCUCGCUGUACGGAAGUGAUGAAAAUUUUGCUUCUAUUGAUUGACACUGGAAAAAAUUCCCAGGGUUUUUCCGGUUGACGUUAUCCUUUUUUCAGUGCCUACAAUUCAUUGGAAUCCUACAUAUAAAGGGCUGCAAUUUUUGCUAGUCGAAGGACAUAGAGAGUCAAGAAGAAGGACCUUGAGUCCUUAAUCAAUAUCUUGAAUUAAGAGGACAACUGUCACUGUUCAAACUCCAGCAAAAGGACAAUGUUGGAUACUCGCUAGAUGGGCUUGUGAUUGGAAGUAUAGAAGGGCAAAGAAAGAUCUGCGUUUUCCCAGCUACACCGACCAAGAAUAUUGACUUGAGACAUUGGGUUAAAUUACCUCUGCAGAGAGAGUGGAGUACAUUGCCUGGAAUUAUGGCCACAGAGAGCCUAGUUGAACUCCGCGAUUGGUUGUUCCUACUUCUCCUAUGCCUGACGUUAUUGGUCGAAGUCCUCGAGUUUGCCGCAGCAACAGCUGCUGCCGCGGAGGCAGCGCUCGGGGAGGCGGAGCUUCAGGGAGACGUGCCGUGCCCCUCAGCCUGCAGGUGCGACGAUGGCUUCAUUUACUGCAAUGACCGAGGCUUGAGUAUCAUCCCACCACUACCAUUAACGGCAGCUGUGCUCUAUCUGCAAAACAACCGCAUUGACAAUGCUGGGCUGCCAACAUCUUUAGAGCGACGGUUGACUGUACGAGUAGUUUACCUUUAUGAUAACGAACUUGAUGAUUUUCCAACGCAUCUGCCUCCGUCGUUACGAGAACUUCACCUACAGGACAACAAUAUACGAACUUUACCCCGUUCCGCUCUUGCGCGGCUCCCCCUGCUGGAGAAGCUUCACAUGGACGACAAUUCCGUUUCAACCGUAAGUAUAGAAGACAAAGCCUUUGCCAACAAUCCAAGGCUGCGUCUUCUUUUCUUGUCACGCAACCACCUCUCAAGUAUACCGUCGGGAUUGCCUGCAUCACUUGAGGAACUCCGUCUAGACGACAAUCGGAUUUCAACUAUUCCGACACAUGCGUUUCGAGGUCUUUCCUCUCUAAGGCGUCUCUUCCUCGAUGGGAAUCUGCUGGCAAAUCAACGUAUCGCAGAUGAUACGUUCUCACGGCUGUCUAAUCUCACAGAGCUCUCUCUGGUUCGUAACUCGCUCCAGGCACCACCAUUAAACCUUCCGAGUAUGCAUCUCCUUCGCCUCUAUCUACAGGACAAUGCUAUAGCCCACAUGCCGCGAGGUUCCCUGGAUGGGAUGCGAAGGCUACAGAAACUGGACCUGUCGGGUAACAACUUGACGACUCUCCCAAGAGGCUUAUUCAAGGACCUGGACAGCCUUUCGCAAUUACUUGUCCGAGGAAAUCCUUGGUAUUGUGGCUGUAACCUCCGCUGGCUUCAUGACUGGUUGCACGAGCGAGGUGCAUCAGUGACUGUGAGAGGUUUAACUUGCCAUGGACCAGAGAGACUAAGAGGCAUGGCACUAAGGGACCUUACGAGUCAAUUGGAAGACUGUGAGGUUAGCGUAGACACCGCAGGAGCAAUGGUUGGAAACGAUGGAGCAAAGAAGGAGAAAGGUUAUUUUCCCACACAAGCGCCAGCUACAACAACUCCUCCGCUUCCGCAGGGUUCUCUCUUUACCCUCAGAUCCAGACGACCAGGACACAAGUAUUCAGAUAUUAGCCAGGACAGUCUUGGAGGUGGAAAUGGGGUUACAGGUAAAUCAUUACUAAUCAGUGUAAAACCUCUCACGCCAGAGACAGUCCACAUUACCUGGCAGGCUGCACAGCCUGUCCCCUCCUUUAGACUUUCCUGGUUGCGACUAGGCAACAGUCCCGCAAUGGGGUCAAUCACAGAAACGCUUGUGCCAGGGGAUCGCCGUGAGUAUUUACUUACGCAACUACAGCCCCAAUCAAGUUACAUCAUCUGCUUGGUGCCUCUCGCUGGAAACGAGGGUAAAAGAACGUCUUUUACCGCAACUGGGGGUUUAAACAUAAACACAAACUCGGAGCAUGAGCAUCCUGCUUGUGCCAAAACAGAGACAGAUCCCCUAGAACAGCCUAUUUCAGACCAGGACGGUGAUCAAGGAACUGACCAACUGUCAGCCCUACCUCUUGCUGGAAUUAUUGGGGGUGCAACAGCAUUGGUGUCUUUGUUCUUAAUUUUUGGCAUCUUCUGCUGGUACGGACACCGUGCGGGGUACCUCGCGCCGGGUGACCAUUCUAUAUACGGCAGAGAUGUCGUUGCAUCGCGAGGUGCCAGCAAACAUUACGAUGACUAUGUUGAGUCUGGAACCAUAAAAGACACAUCCAUCUUAGAAAUCAGAGCUCACGGCUUUCAAAUGACACCAAUGUCUGCCCAGCAGCCUUUGCAGCCCAAGGCAAAAGUUGAGGAUAUGACAUACAUUCAUACCAUCUUUCCCUCCAAUAAUGCAACUCUAUAUAGGAGCACCCUGAACCACACAGGAAAUCCAGGCUAUGGAACAAAUCGAGGGUACAGAGAAGGGGGAAUACCAGACAUAGAUUAUUCAUACACGUGAUAGCCUUUUUUAUAACUCCCUUACUAUUCUGUUCCUGUUUUCAGGUAAAGCAGUUGGGUAGGGGUUCUCUUCCCUAGGUUCUAAAGUAGGGGUGUGCCGAUUCUAAGGGGACCAUUUUACCCCCAUCUAUCAUACACAAAAUGUUGUUACUGGAUAGAAGAUGUCAUGUAGAUUUUUUAAGAUCAAAUUAUUUAUACUUAAGAUAGUAUAAUUUUCACUCCAUUGGAGCACUGAAGACGGUUAAAACAAAAAUCAGAAUUCUGCAAACUGAAUUGGGGAUUUUAAUGACCCAGUUCAUUAAUACGACUUACUAUUCAAAACCAGGUGUUAAAGGGGACAUUGGAUGCAAAAUUCACUUUCAUAUGGUGGUUGUAUAUAGAUGUCUUAGCAGUGUGCGGACGCAACCACCCUACAAUGAUAAAAAUCAAUUCACUCCUUUUUUUUUUUAAUUCCCAAAAAAACCCAAACAGUCUCAAUUAUCAAGACAUUUUGAUUUUCACAUUAGCAUUACCAUAUCAGCCACUUGUACGCCAUCCACCAUUUUCUCUGCACUCGAGCAACUGUAGGGACAACAAUGUAUCGUAAGCAAUACAGGUGUUUUGUAGCUGAAUGUAAAAGUGAACAUAAGCGUCUACAUUUUCAUUCAACAUCAGAGCCACUGAGGAUGCAUUGGAUUUGUAUAUUUUUGAUGGCAAUGCGCCACCAAAUACACAAAAAACACAACAGAUGGGUGGAGUGAGCAGUAGCUCAUUAUCAUUAAAAGACAUGCACCAAAACGAGCUGUUUUCGACUACCUAAUCUCAUGAUGAAAACGUACCUGUGGGAAAUACGUACCAAUAACUACAUAUCACUAGUUUCCAACAAAAAUAUCUAUAUCACUACAGGCGGUAAAACAGCGAGUACUUGUAACGGUACAUUCACAGCGUCAAAGCUUUAACGCAUCAUAGUGACUACAGCCAAUCACAUUAUUUUCUGGUGUUGCAUAAAUGAGAUUGGCUAGCGUCUGCACUAGUAUAUUUACAUAAAGUGAUCUGAUUGGCUGACACCUGUAUUGCCGCUUGAAAAGUUGAAAAGUUUUCAACUUUUGCCGCAAGCAACGCCAGUUAAGCGAUGCAAGGGACCUCGGCAACACUUGACGUCACUCCAUUCAAAGUAAACGAGAGGCGUUGAUGCUGAGGAGCAAUGUGAAUGGACCGUAAUCAUUUUCGUACACAGUUAUGAUUAAAACUCUAUAUGUUUUGCUUUCCAGAUGUAACAAGCUUGCACGGUAGCUCAGCUGGCACAGAUUUGGACUUAGGAUGCAGAAUCCUUGGGUACGAAUCCUGUGAAAAACGUGACUCAUGAUGAAAGAGCUGAAAGAUGAGAUUUAAAAAUAAGCUAAGACGGCAUGCUUGCAAUUGCAUUUUUACAUCACAUUUGCUUUUGUUCAUACUAUCAGGUUGGUUUAGGUGUAGCGCCAAUGGUACCUUAUUUUAAAACGUCACAAAGCAUUAGUUACAGCGCCACUCAAGGGACAUUUCAAGUCAAAACUGUGGUGCAUGGACAAAACCAUCAUAAAAUUCACCAUAUGUAUGUUCACCUGUUCUGGGGAAAAAACAAACAAACACUAUUUUAGCACCACUUAGUGGACAUUUCUGUUGGAAACUGCAGUGAUAUAUACUAAAUUGUAUGUAUUUUAUGUCUCAUGAAAACGCUCCCACAGAUACACAACCAUUUACACAACCAUUAAGGAAUUAGUUUUAAGACAUUUUCAUGAAGACCCUUAAGAAAAAGAAGAACAUUUUUCUCCCAACAUUAGAGCCACUGAGGACACAGUGGGUUAGUUUUGUUUUUGAUGGUAAAGCGCCACCAAAUACACAAACAACAAAAGAGAGGGAGGGGGUGAGCAGUAGCUCAUUAUCAUUUAAAGAGACAUGCACUGAAACUGGUUGCUGUGAACAAAGCUGUUAAUGACAAGUAAAAAGGGUGUUGUUUUACACGACCAUUGAGAAAUUUUAGCCAAAGUAUGUUGCAGACAUUUCAUGAAAACCUUAAAUCACCAACUUGUGGAAAAUGGGUAUCCGAUGUCUCCUUUAAAAAAAAGCUUUAUAGACUAUACUGCAGACACUCUACAUAAAUGAUGCAAAACAAUAACAUGAUUACGUAAAAAGUUCAGAAAGGAACACUGAUAUGUGGACGAAGCAGAAUUUAAUUCGGCACACCCCUAUUCCAAAGUACCCUUUGUGCCUCCUUUAGUCUGUUUUCAAAACAUUGUUCUUAAUGGGCAAAAAAACCCUCUGGAACAUGCUUAAAAUACUUGUAAUAGUCAGAAAGUGCCAGGGAUACCACUAUUGGUGUUGAUGUUAUCCAAAAUUCAGAUGAUAAUUGAAGCUGUUGAUAAUUUUGCAUCUUAGUACCAAUGAUUAUCAAAGUCCUAAAACUAGCUCAUUUUAAGGGUUAGCAUGAUAAUGAUGAUGAUGACGAUGAUGAGAUCUGGGACCAGGUUCAUAUAGAUAUAAUUUUACUACCUGGACUUUACUGUGUAUAUAUGCACUGGGGAAAACUGAUGCCUUUCCAUUCUAGGGAAUACUGACAACGACAACAACAAAAAAAGAAAUCUUUUUUGGGGGGGGGGCUGUUAUUCAAAUUCUAAUUCUCAGUUCUCUCUCCCUCCUUUUAUGGGCUUUUCCUUUAUUCUCUCUAUUUCUUUUGCACGCAGCACGAGGACUUUGUUCCCAACCCAGAGAGCUGACAGUGGUGAUAAUGGUUUUGACAAUGAAAGACCUCAAAUUGCUACUGGGUUUCUUUUCUUUUAAUGAGAGUGAGAAAAGUGGGGUAGAAGGAGACAAAAGGAAAAAAAAGGAAAGAGAUGAAGGCACAGAAAAAGGUUUCAUGUUCACAAAGAAAAUUUGUCUAAAAAAAUAAGACACUGAAAAAGUGGAUAUCUUAUGUCUGAGAAAGAGGGGGGGGGGGGGUUCAUAUUUUCCAUUCACCACAUAGAGGUUUCAAGAACAGUCUAAAUAUACGAAGCUCAGUAGUUUUACCUGCUCAACAACAGACAAAUGCAUUUCAAUUACAACGAAAGGAAUGACUUUAAAAAUCUGAGGUCAUUUAAACUAAAGAGAAAGAGGCACUUACAGACAAUCAUGAAAGGGGGCAACCCUAAUUGAUGAGCGAACCCAAACUGACAGGCUGACAUAGAUAAUGCAGUCAAUUUAGCAUGCAAAAAAGCAAACUAAAGGGCAGGACUUGUUGAUACAGAACAUACCAGAAAAUAUCAUUUUCACAAAAUCUAGCAGAUGACUAGAAAAAAAAAUUGACAGAUGAUCAGACAACAUUAACACAUCAGCUCAUUACAAUCUUUGUGUGUGAAACGGUUUGUGUAUCAAAACCCCUGAGGUGCAGGAAAAAUCAGGGAUUAAUAAAAUAUGUAACACUGUGAACCUCUGCAUCUUGUGUGUGGGCUAAGAAGGAAGAGAGAGAACAAAGGUCUUUAAUUGAUUAAAGACAAUCCACUUUUUUUCCCACAGUCUGACUUUGUGUGACUUAAACGCAGCAUUAGCCGGAAGAGUAGAAAGGUAGGAACACUAAAAGGAUAUCCGUACCGGAUCUGCAAUUUUCCAGCCUUUUCUGAUGCAUUUUAAAAGUGAACUAUUCCAAAAGUAGUCCAUGUAAAUCACUUCUUUCUCUCGUUAUAGAUAUGGAUAUACAUCAUGAUGAAUAGUAAAUAAAGCUUGUUAUCUUUUUCAUUGAUAUAUGUAUCAUUAAAAGUUGUGAUGAAAUGAA